Eruca vesicaria subsp. sativa (arugula) is the source of this 979-nucleotide messenger RNA. NCBI's taxonomy places the organism in Eukaryota, Viridiplantae, Streptophyta, Magnoliopsida, Brassicales, Brassicaceae. The record is from the annotation of a GenBank genome assembly.
AAAAGGAAUAAUAAAAGAAAUUAAUAAAAGAAAAAACACGUUCAGGUGUCUCCGGCCAGUCAUUCAGACAUCAGAAUCAAAUUAGGGCAUAAGACUGGUCGGAGAAAGAAGUCAUGGGAAGGAGAAAAGUUGAGAUCAAACCAAUUGAGAACAAAAGUAGUCGACAAGUUACUUUCUGUAAACGACGCAAUGGUCUCAUUGAGAAAGCUCGCCAACUCUCAGUUCUUUGUGGGUCCUCCGUCGCUGUUCUCAUCGUUUCAUCUACCGGAAAAGUCUAUAGCUCUUCCUCCGGCGAAAGCAUGGCCAAGAUCCUCAAGCGUUACGGAGUACAACAUGCAGAUGAGCUUAAAAACUUGGAACUUACAGAGAAAACUCAGAAUUAUCGUUCACUUAAGGAGUUACUAGAAACAGUUCAAUGCAAGCUUGAAGAAGCGAAAGUUGAUAAUAUAAGCAUAGAGUCUCUAAUUUCACUGGAAGAGCAGUUCAAGACUGCUCUUUCUUUAACAAAAGCUAGAAAGACAGAACUAAUGAAUGAUCUUGUAAAAACCCUUCAAGAAAAGGAGAAGCUGUUGAGAGACGAGAAUCAGAUUUUGGCUAGCCAGCUUGCAAAGAUGGGGAAUGAGAACGAGCUUCUAGAAACAGAGGAUGAAAGAGCAAUGUUACUGGAAUAUAGCUCCGGCAACAACCCACCGGAGACUCUCCCGCUUCUCAAGUAACCACCAUCAUAAGCUGCUGAUUUUUCAACAUCUUGUUGCAAAAAAAAAAAAAUUGUAAAAUAAAUUAUCAAAUUUGUAAACCAUGAAGAAACUAGUACACAUCUUAAGCUCAUGAUACAUCAAAUAAGAUACCGAUCCCCUUUUGUGCUUACCUUCGGAGACAGGGCUUUGUGUGUUUUGUCUGAACGUAUAAAAUUGGUGUGUUUAUAAGAGUUUUGCUAACUUCAGCUUGAAGAAACAAAGGCAAAAGUUAUUAGUUUUGU